Messenger RNA from Oncorhynchus nerka (sockeye salmon), 1204 nucleotides. Its product is annotated as progranulin-like. Gene Ontology annotation, cellular component: extracellular region. The transcript has 7 exons. NCBI's taxonomy places the organism in Eukaryota, Metazoa, Chordata, Actinopteri, Salmoniformes, Salmonidae. The record is from RefSeq and is a predicted model, not a curated record. Bases 260 to 1069 code for a protein of 269 amino acids.
CCUAAGCUUCUGUUUAGUGCAUUGUUGACAUACAUGGGGAAAUGAGAUAAAGUUACUUAUUUGUUAUAAAAAGUGGGAGGAUCAAAUCUAGUGUAUGAAUUGGUCAAGGAUUCAUGCAGUCACCCCAUUGUGUAAUCUCAUCACAGGAAGUGUUUGGAUCACUAAACUGAGCUCAAUAUCAAGGCUAAGGGUGCGUUACAAACAAAUAAUCUGACAGAACUGGCACUCCAGAGGGAAUUUACAAACGAAAUUCCACAAGAUGUGGAGCAUAGCUGCAUUGGUGUUAGUGCUGACAGGGUCUGCCUCUUGCUACAUCACGUGCCCUGGUGGGAAGGUCUGCUCUGAUCAAACAACCUGUUGUUUGACUAAAGGAGGAUAUGCCUGCUGUCCAGUUCCCAAUGCGGUGUGUUGCUCUGACAUGGCCCACUGUUGCCCGUCAGGCUUCAACUGCAAUGCCAUCACCCAGAAGUGUGAGAAAGGUGACCAUCCAUGGAGCAGUGUGCCCAUGCUGAACAAGGUGGCUGCAGAGGAACCAAGCUCUCCUGUCUCUGCUCCGCUCGAAUCGCACAGCAGCCCUGUCCAGAGCAAUGCAAUGGAGAGCUCCAUGGUCGGCAAGGUGCAAUGUGACAACUAUUAUGCUUGUCCCGAUGGCACCACCUGCUGCCACCACCCCACAGGCCUGUGGUUCUGCUGUCCUUACUCUCCUGGUAGGUGCUGUCUAGAUGGGUACCACUGCUGUCCCUAUGGCUAUGACUGUGACCCCACAUACACAAAGUGUGUGAGGUACGGCAACCUGAGGUACCCUUUUGCUCCGAGGCAGGCCCCUUCAAUGAUCGAAGCCAUCAAGGUCUCCAAACCGGAAAACAAGGUCCAUGAUCAGCAGGUCUCAUGGACAGCUCUAGUUCAGGCUACUGACAGCGCGCCACAGGCUGGAGUCACUCACUGUGACACUAAAUUCUAUUGUCCUUCUGCAACCAGCUGCUGCAAGGGACCUAAUGGCAAAUGGGGAUGUUGCCCAUUCCCACUGGACCUGAGCCCUAGGACCAUGCCUCAGAACUACCUGACAUGAUGACUCCUUGCUGUCCCCAGUCCACCUGGCCGUGCUGCUGCUCCAAUUUCAACUGUUCUGCCUUAUUAUUAUUGGACCAUGCUGGUCAUUUAUGAACAUUUGAACAUCUUGGCCAUGUUCUGUUAUAAUCUCCAC